Messenger RNA from Paraphaeosphaeria sporulosa, 1042 nucleotides. RefSeq lists its product as uncharacterized. Gene Ontology annotation, molecular function: gamma-glutamylcyclotransferase activity. The transcript has a single exon. The record is from RefSeq and is a predicted model, not a curated record. Bases 172 to 819 code for a protein of 215 amino acids. Lineage: Eukaryota; Fungi; Ascomycota; Dothideomycetes; Pleosporales; Didymosphaeriaceae.
AAAACACUUGUGCUGCACGCAGAUCGAGAAUUACAUCCUAGGAACAUCGAAAUGCAUAGGGACAAAACAGGACCAUCUCACCGCACACUCUAACGACGUGGAUCGUAUUAUAUCGCUAGCCACUCUAUUAAAUCAUACGAAUCUUCAGAUCCGCGACCAUACCUUCCAUCCAUGAUGCCUCCCAGAACCGCGCCUCAGAAAACACUCGCAGAGCCGACCCUAUAUUUCGCCUUCGGCUCCAACCUCUGGCUCUCCCAAAUGCGCACCCGCUGCCCCUCCUCCGCCUACCUCGGCGUCGCGCGCCUGCACGGCUACACCUGGAUAAUCAACGAGCGCGGCUACGCCAAUGUCGUCGAAUCCAAAGCAAGACCAAUAGCAAACACAAAACCAGACCACGUCUACGGCCUCGUCUUCAGGCUAGACGCAAACGACGAAGCGAAGCUAGACAAGAACGAAGGCGUCCCCAUCGCGUACACGAAGGAAUGCCUGUCCGUUGACUUCUGGGCCGCGCGUGGGCCCAACGAUAGCGUCGACACAACACGCCCUCCCACUGAAGUAGGGCAGGAUAUGCUGGUCUAUAUUGACCGGCGCCGCGUCACCCCAUCCACGCCCAAGGACGAAUACGUCUACCGUAUCAACCGCGGGGUGGAAGAUGCGGUUCGGUUGGGUGUGCCGAACGCCUACAUAGAGGGUACGGUGAGGCGGUUUGUUCCCGCCGAGGAAGAGGGAAAUAAGGGGAGGAAGAGUGUAGAGGAGGUAGCGAAGAAACAGGCAGCGGGAUUUGUAGAUAAAGCGUUAGGUGUGGAUGGGGAGAGUUGAGGGAAGAGGGAUGGAGGUGGAGUAAACGCCGUCACUUGUCAUAACGCAACAGAACGAGGUGCAAUAUCGGGCAGAACGAGGGCAGUACAUGAGCGACCAAAGUGAAUGCGUUUUCAAACUAACACGCAGGAAUAACAGUCUCCCUCGCUCUUGCGAACAAGACUCAAGGAAACGCGUCUGUCUUACACAACCAACGCGGUGGCACCAUAUCGAAUGGCUAGGC